ACAGAAGCUAAUAUGCAUGUUGGAAAAUUGGAAGUUGUUGAUCACUUUGUAAAGGGAAUAAAUCUGAAUGAAUUGAAAAAAGAUCAAAAGACAGUAAAUAGCAAGCAUCAGGUCACAUCAGACAAGUUUUCAUCUCUGCUAACAUCAGUGAGCAGUGCGGAGGAACUGUCCUCAGCAUCAACCCGUACAAGCACUGAAUAUGACAACAAAGGAUUAUUACUAAAUGGUACAUUUAAUGAGGAAGAAUCUGCAGAGUCUUUUCAGGAAGCUUUGCUUCAAUGGAGAAAAGGUAAUCAUGAUCACAGAGAACAACUGUGUGCCAGUCGUGUCCUAUCAGAAUCUGUGGGAGUUUGUGAGGUGCAGACCAGUCUUACUGUUAUGAAGAAACCUAUCCAAAUUGAAUUCCAGAAGGAUGGCCUGAGCUACAUGGAGAAACUCUUACUUAAGAAAUACAGAAGAGCUCCUAUUGGUGAUAUUUCUUUUAGUUGCAUUAAAGAUUUAAGGCCUGUGCAAACACUGAGCGUACAUCAGGCUGUGAUUGGAGGAGGGAGAGAAGGAGGUGACGAUGAUGAUGAUGUCGAUGACUUAACAGUUGAAGAGGUGAAGAGAUAUUGGACAUCUGUUUUUAGAAAAGAAGUACCCGACACUGUUCCUGAAAGUGCAGAGUCCUCUUUGAAAAUUGAAUUCCUUGAUGAAUCUUAUGGCAAGGACUUGGAAGAAUCAUCUAACCUUUUGGUGAUUGAAGCUGGGGCUACGGGAAUGAAUAAACAAGGAAAAGCUGAACCACUCGAGCAGUGUGGAAGAAUGACACAUUACGUACCAGACCUUUUGCCAAGAGAAACUGUAGGCAUAAUGAGAUAGUUAUCUUGCCAUUUAACUUCUUCAGAUGACAUACAAUAUUUUUUCCCUUUUCCUCUUGACAGAAAUCCUGUUUCUUCUAAAGAAAUUUCUCAAGAAAAAAUGGUUAUCUGCAGUCGUCUUGAAAGAAAUGUAGUCCAAAAGGAGAGUAUUAAGGUAAAGAUUAUGAGAAGAUCACUUACCUCCUCUGAGCUACCUGAGAAGAUCUCUAACCCAACUGAACUAAUGAGCAACAAGUAUCUCCUUGAGACACAACUGCAGAAAAACCAUAAAGAUUCCCAAGAACUGGACAGUGUCUGCAAUAGUCAGAGUUUGGUUUUGCCUGUAAUUACAAAGUCUUCAUCGUUACAGGAUAUAGCCAAAAGACAGAACUCUGUUUCUACAUGGUACUGGGGACUUGAAGGUUUCUUUGUAGGUGUAAACCCUAAACGAGUAAUGCUUGAAGCAUGUUCUUCAUUGUGUACUGACUCUAUCCCUAUGGACUGUAGUAUCUCAUUUCCAGGAGAUGGAAAGUGGUUUAUUGAAAGGAGCUUAAGUGAAUAUGCUGAUGACUCUGUAGUUCAAGGUGUCUUAGAAAGUCAGUUGAAUAGACCUUCAAGUGGUUUGGAGGCUCAAAAUAGAAUCUCAACCCUGAUGGCAGUGUGGCAGUCCUUCCCAGGGAAUGAUUCUAGAGGACCUUGGUCAACAAAUAUGCCAUACUGUAAACUGACUGGAAAUUGUCCAACAAGCACUCAACCAAAACCAAAGAGUUCACCUGCGCAUACCUUAAGAGUUAAUACUGAGAUACCAAAAAAUAAGUGCAAUGAUGUGACUAAACAAGAUGAUUAUCUUUGGGAGUAUGAUGCUGACCAAGUAGCCCUACGUACUCUGGAAAAAGAAUUACAAAGUUAUACAGGUCCUGAAAAACAUUACCGCUUAACUUCUAAAGAUGUAACUUCCUCUAUCAGAGACUUAGAGAAGAUUAGUAGAAAUACUACAGAUUUCCAUAAAAACCUGGAGCUAACAGACCACACCCGAGUUGAUACUUCUGG
Nestor notabilis (Kea) is the source of this 1889-nucleotide messenger RNA. RefSeq names its product zinc finger, B-box domain containing (gene ZBBX). Gene Ontology annotation, cellular component: motile cilium. Lineage: Eukaryota; Metazoa; Chordata; Aves; Psittaciformes; Psittacidae. The record is from RefSeq and is a predicted model, not a curated record. Gene Ontology annotation, biological process: cilium movement.